Messenger RNA from Frieseomelitta varia, 3344 nucleotides. RefSeq names its product UPF0692 protein CG33108. The transcript has 4 exons. Bases 697 to 1446 code for a protein of 249 amino acids. The record is from RefSeq and is a predicted model, not a curated record. Lineage: Eukaryota; Metazoa; Arthropoda; Insecta; Hymenoptera; Apidae.
CUCAUGCGAUACGCACCAAAAUCCCCGCACCUGUUCGGUUUGAGUCGUAGUGAAAAGAGAUAAACAAUAUAUUUCCCGAAGCUAGGGUUCUUGCAAACAAUGCACUUGCCCAAACUGGUGGAUCAUCUUCGGAACUGCGGCGCCCACAGGAAAUUUCUUAUUAGACUGUAUACCGUGACGAACACCAGCGAGUAAGGCACAACGUGCUAUGCCUGUGUUCGAGAGCUCCCUCAGAUAGGAUUGAAGUUGCAGCCGCAGCGAGGGUGGUAAUUGUCGUUCGUUCGAGAAUCGUCGUGUGGCCGAACGUGCUUCUAAUAUCGUCACGUCAAUGCACCCGAGUGUUAAUUUUAAUUUCUAUCGAGGAAUUACAUAAUGUACGUGCAUGAGUCACAGGGUGAUUAAGGGGGGGGACGUGCAAACGUCAAAAUCGCGCUGCGAUUUUUUGAUAUUUCAGCUUGGAUCUCUAUAAGAAUCUCCGAUUGGAUUGCAUUUGCAAUGAGCAGGGAAUAUUAUGCAACUAGCCAGUGAACAGAAAGGACACCACUAAGAAAUGGCAAUUUUUAAACUGAAAAUACUAAAGUGUAGGUGCACUAUUUCAUAGUUGUGGAAACUGCCAUCGUUUUGUUGUAACGUGUGAACCAGGUAUUUGAAUCAAUUGAACGAAGUAGCUGUUCGUGUCGUAUUUAUUAUUGAAAAAUGCCAGCACCGCCUCCACCUCUCUCAAGUUUGGCAGAGGCACCUAUGUGUGAAAAAACCGAAGUCAGUGAUGCAGAUUCCCUGCCUCCUUGGGCAAAAAUCACCCUCACAUCAGCAGAGGCAGAAAUUGAAAAGCUGAUAUCUAGAAAUGAAUUGAAAGACGCGGAGGUGACAUAUUUUUGUCAAGUGGAACCAAUUUUGCAAGAUGGACCACAAUGCGGUUUAGUAGCGCUUGCUAUGGCAUCGCAAGAAUACACAAAACCAGUUUCUGUGAGUCAACUCCUAGCCGAAGCUCGUGUAAGGGGUUUUACACAACACGGAGAAGUGUACAGUGUUGAUUUCAUGGGCACAUUAGCUGCUGAAUAUUUGCCUGACCAUAGACCAGAUAUCUUAGUAGAUUUACAACAAUGCCCAGAUACAUUGACGCAUGCUCUUGCCCAUGGUGCAAUGGUACUAAUUCCAUACGAUUCUGACUUCAAUCAUGCUCCAUGCUUAAAAAGAGGCCAUAAAGCUCAUUGGGCACUACUUGUGGGUCUAAUUUCAUCUAGACAAGGAUAUCAUGUCUUAGCGCGUCAUGGAAAAUCACGUCAUUUAGCUUGUUGGCCGUUGCGUGACUUAAUCGAGAGCAAUGGCAACUUGGAAGAGGAAGGAACAGCUAGACACGCUGGAGGAUACGUGAUACCAAAAGGAGGAGUUGGAGGUCAGAGAGGUUUGCGCGGUAGGGCAUUGGCGUUGCACCCAUACAUAUAAGACCAUGUGUACAAGAAUUGUAGGCAAUUAAUAUCACAGCGAAAGACAGAAAAAAAAAAAAAGAAUUACUAUUAUAAUAUUACCGUAUCCACGUUACAGUAUAUGGUAAAUAUUCGGAAGCAUAACGUUUGCACAGCUGCUACGGAAUUUAAUUUGUAAUGCUUUUAAGUAACAUGUGUUUCAACUCGCGAUGCAUUUUUUGAUCAACAUUCGAACCGGGGGAAUAUUAAUAUCCUCGAAAAUUCUGCAUUAGAUGGCCGAUAAUAUCAUUCGUUGAUAUACACACGCAGUGUAAAUAAUGAUUUAUUACGUACGUUUGAUUUUACAUGCACCCGACCGCGCGCAACGUUUUGAAAGAUUCUUUCUUUCGUUGUUUCGAUCGUAUCGAGCUUUUCCUGUGGUGCGACACGUGCUGAGCGCAAACGCGGGGGAAUAAAAUGGGCAUGUACACGUGUAUGAGAGAACAAACGCGCACGAGGCGAAAGAAAAUGUCUAUAAAGGAUAUCUGCAUAAAAUAAAUAUUUACAUGUAUUAGCUAGGAUUUAUCGGGAUCGUAACACUAGCCGGAACAAAAUAAAAAGAAGUCUAAGUAUAUUUGUUUAGCCGAGAAAUCGUAGGUUUUCGAACAAUAAUUAUGGAUCUUUGUUUUAUGUUAACAUUGUGAAUAAAGACUAAAUCUAUCUAUAGCAAGAGUCUCGCAAUUGCAUUUGAGGCAAUACAACUUAAUGUUCGUGUGUAUCGGAUUGUUGGGCGCAUUGCUUUUAAGAUGCGGAGUAUAUUACAUUUGUUAGACUAAUCUUACGAUGUUGUGCGAAUUAAGAAAUCUUUUAUUGUCCGAUAUAUAUAUAUAUAGCGAUCAAUUUACUUUCACAUUUAUUACAUAUCAUUCUUAUAUAAAACAACGUUUUUCAAGUUUUACUCAUAAUUAAUAAUUUACAAAUUACAAACUGCCUAAUAACAAUCUUCGAAAUUAUUUAUUUUAAUUGAAAAUCCUAUAUACAAUUUUUCCGUUAUUUAUCAAACUUCUAUUGAAUAGGAAUUGUUCUAGAAAUUUUUCCUUCUGCGAAUAUCAUGUAAAUCGAAGAUUAAAUUUAUCACUUAGCCACUAUAUCAAUCUCUUUAUUGAAACAUGUAUACGAGCUAUCGCUUGAAAAUCUAUAAAAAUUCAUUUUAGUCCGAAAAUCUUAGAAGCAACGCGCUUUAAGAAGAGAAUCUUAACUGUGUAGAAUUUUACGAUAUGCUUGUUUUACUAUGUAUUUACCGGCAUGUAAAGUACGAGCAUAGUCUUUACUAAUAUUGAUACGUAACGAUCGUAUAAAAAAAAGAAAAAAUUACAAAACCUUAGAGAUACCUUAUGACUGACUAGUCUUUUCAGUUGUGCGGUAUCUUAAGUGUGUUUUAUCAAAUUCGUCAGUUAAGAACGCGUAAAGCAGGUUCGAAAGAGAUGCUAUAUUAUUUGUAGAUUCCCUUGAGUGAUUUCAGAUCGAACGUAAAAUAACAGAGAGGCAAAAAAAAAGGAAAAAGAUUUAAAGAAGACAAAGGAAAAUAAUAAAAACUGUACCCAAGUGCCGCAAAGUAACAAGGUUCAUUCAUUAAAGGAACAAAAAAAAAAAAAGAAGGCGGAAAAGGAAAAACGAGAAUAAUUGUACACCGUGCCUAUUCUCACAUCGCGAAGCUCCUUCCAAUUUGUUGUCCCAUUGCAAUCAAAAAAGGAAAAAAUACUCUUGUAAACUAAAACGAACGUUACUUAUCGGUGCACGUUCAUCAUUUUUCUGUUUUCCGUGAUGUUUCUAAUGAUAAUCAAAAGAGAAGAAAAGGAAGCAAAAAAAAAAAAAAAAAAUUAACAUAUUUUUCCUGCUCUAACUUCGUAAAACUCGUAACGAAUCUCGUAAUAGGGG